This is a messenger RNA of Parastagonospora nodorum SN15, 675 nucleotides long. RefSeq lists its product as hypothetical. NCBI's taxonomy places the organism in Eukaryota, Fungi, Ascomycota, Dothideomycetes, Pleosporales, Phaeosphaeriaceae. The coding region runs from base 1 to 675 and encodes 224 amino acids. The transcript has 3 exons. The record is from RefSeq and is a predicted model, not a curated record.
AUGGACAUCUCCGAACCACCUGCGAUUUUUGCACUCAAUCCAAGCUUAGAUGCGACCAUGGAAAGCCAUCAUGCCGUCGCUGCCUUGAACGAAACCAACCCUGCGUUUACAGUGCAGCUCGCCGUCGAGAACAGCCCCUCGAUCCUAAAUAGUAGCGAUGGCGAUCUUACUGUGUUGAAUCCGGACCAAGAGGAUACCAUGUCUUCCAAUGCGGCCCCCAGUCAUUCAGCAGACUACGCAUUCGAGCUCGGAUCUGACUUUGAAUUCGACAUCGACAAUGCGCUUAGCGGAAGCCUUAUGUACAACUUUCCUUCAUUCACCCUUCAAGGAGAAGCACAAGAGCAUAUACCUACUUCGCUUACGACUCACGAGUACCGCAACCUGGGUAAAAUGGGUUCGCGAUAUUCUGCGAACCUGCCGCUAUCUACGACAUGCCCUGCGUCCCUCGAUAAACCCUUCGAGCCAGAAUUGCAGGGGCAUAAGGGGCAAAGCUCCUUCGGACGCCCUGAUAGAUUUUUUCUAUCAGGCUCAAUCGAUGUGAGAACAUCACUUGAAGAGGGAUCAGCGUUCCUAGAGGCCAACAAUCUGAUCAACGCUGUCGCCAACGGAAACAAGAGCGAUCAAAGUCCCACAUCUGAGUCGUGUUGUGCUUUCAUCCAGUGUUAUCUCAGGUAG